AUGAGCACAUCAAAAGAAUUUACCCAAAAUGCAACUCGAGAACUGUCUGAAGGUGAAGAGGUUACCCUCAAGGGUCGUGACGGACCAUGGAUUCAAUUCCUAACAUGGGCGGGAUGGUAUACGAAGGACAUGGACCAUCUGGAGAAGCGACUGGUACUGAAAUUGGACGUGUUAAUCCUCACAUUUGGCUGCCUUUCGUUCUUCACCAAAUACCUAGACCAGCAAGCCAUAACGAAUGCCUACGUAUCAGGAAUGAGAGAAGAUGUUGGACUCGUCGGGAACGAGCUCAAUUACAUUACGGCCGUAUUCUGGGCAGCAUACUGCGCAUCUAUGAUUCCGGCAUGUUACUAUCUGACCCGAAACCGAAUCAAUAUUGUUCUGCCUACAUUGGAAGCCGGAUGGGGUCUGUUCACGUUCGGAUGUGCAUGGGCACAGAAUCCGGGCACCAUCUACGCGAUGCGGGUUCUCAUUGGAAUCUGUGAAUCGUGUUCCUUUACUGGUGUGAUCUAUGUCAUUGGGUCCUGGUAUAAACCUGAAGAAAUCGGUCGCCGGGUAUCUUUGUUUUUCAUCGCAUCGCCUUUGGGGACAAUGUUCGCUGGUUAUCUUCAGGCGGCGGCAUAUACAAACCUGGAUAAUGCGCAUGGACUAGCGGGGUGGAGAUGGCUCUUCAUCGUCUGCACCAUCAUCACAAUACCCAUAUGUAUAUUAGGAUACAUAGCUUUCCUUGAUGUCCCCCACCGUACAAAACCACGCUUCUUAACCCAGAAAGAGCACGAACUUGCCAAUUCUCGCUUGGUAGGCCUCACAGCCCCGAGCCAGAUGAAAGUCUCCCGCGACAUAUUCAAGCGUGUUCUCGGCCGAUGGCAUUGGUAUGUCUUCGUUACUCAAUGGAUACUCAUUGACCAGAAUUUCCUGGCUUCCUCCACACCUUUUAGUCUCUACCUCAAGGAAAAGUCAGAUACUUAUUCUGUCAUGAGAAUAAAUACCCUUCCGACGAUCGCAACGGCAGUUUCCAUUGUGGCUGCCUUGAUCGCUGGGACGGCGGUGGACAAGAAAAGGAAUUUCUGGCUUCCUUCUGUUAUCACUACAAUCCCAGUUCUAGUGGGCCUCAUCAUGCUUGUUGUUUGGGAUAUAGGUGAGGCUGGGCGAUUGGCGGGCUUUAUUCUUACUGGAGCUGAGGGUGCAAUGAGCCCUCUCACAAUGAGCUGGGCAACAGUGACAAUGGCCAACGAUGCCGAGGAGCGUGCAGUCGUGACGGCCAGCAUGAAUGCUCUCGGUCAGGCCAUGUCUGCGUGGACACAAUUACUGCAGUAUCCGGCCGUCGAAGCUCCGAACUUCAGAAGAGGAUUUAUUUCGAAUCUAGCAACCACUGUGGCACAACUGGUGGUGGUUACGCUUAUAUUAUUGCUCACUCGCUGGGAUGCCCGGAGGACAAGAGGGUCAAGAGCUUCAAUAUGA
This is a messenger RNA of Aspergillus alliaceus, 1458 nucleotides long. RefSeq names its product major facilitator superfamily domain-containing protein. Gene Ontology annotation, cellular component: membrane. Lineage: Eukaryota; Fungi; Ascomycota; Eurotiomycetes; Eurotiales; Aspergillaceae. Gene Ontology annotation, biological process: transmembrane transport. Gene Ontology annotation, molecular function: transmembrane transporter activity. The coding region runs from base 1 to 1458 and encodes 485 amino acids. The record is from RefSeq and is a predicted model, not a curated record. The transcript has 5 exons.